Messenger RNA from Penicillium riverlandense, 2151 nucleotides. Its product is annotated as LIM domain-containing protein. The transcript is spliced from 3 exons. NCBI's taxonomy places the organism in Eukaryota, Fungi, Ascomycota, Eurotiomycetes, Eurotiales, Aspergillaceae. The coding region runs from base 1 to 2151 and encodes 716 amino acids. The record is from RefSeq and is a predicted model, not a curated record.
AUGGCGACCACCAUGGAACUACCAAGCUUUAUGCCCACAAUCAAAUGCUCCAACUGUGGGAACAAUGUUGAGAUCUCAGCCAUGGGCGACCAUGUCUGCAAGCCGGACGCCCUGUCGAUACCCUCGAUACCAACACCUCCUCCCUCUGCGGGGUUAGAGUCACCGGGCUACCUGACGACAGCGAUGGCAUCCAAGCCUGGCCGAGCCGGGGUGCCGCCACAGAUCGACCCGUCAAUCGCAAAUCGUGCUUUUUUGCAUCCGAAUAUGCCGACGCCGGCUAGCAGCAUUGGAUCUCAUUCUCCCGUAUCCGUCACUUCCGUCCCCCCUCGAUCCCCGCUGCGUCCGCCUCCGCCGCCACGCAGCCAGAGUAGCGAUGAUGAAGAAUCCGAGGUGAUCAACCUGGACUCAGUUUUCACUUCCUUCCCGAUCCCGGAGAGGUCGCCAGCCCGUCUAAACGAUGGGGCCACCCCUCGAUCAAUUCCCCCGGCGCCAUCACCGGGGCUGGGACUGGGAUUGGUACCGGAGAAUAUCCAACUUCCUCCUAGCCCACUCCCGCCGCAUCCUGAUCCCUCUGACAGUGGCCACCAGCGCGGGGAUUCCAUAGCCAGUCACAGCAGCUAUCGCACAUCGUUUGCCAGUACACGGUAUGCGAGCUCUGCGGGCCGGUCGUCAACGUACAGCUUUUCUCGUGGUCUCCGGACAUUUAUGGACGAUGACAAGCCGCCGUUGCCCCCGGCACCUCUUCGAACCUCAAACAAAAGCCCCGUCAUCCGAGACUCUGAUGUGUCUCUGAGCUCCUCCUAUCGAAGCGACUAUCAGACGGACAGGGGGGAAAGUUAUAGUGGAUUUGAUUUUGGCAUCUCCUCAGGCCGGCCAUCCACCCAAGGCCUGCAUGAUCUCCCUGAGGAACUUUCUCCGGAUGAACGCACGGGCUAUAUGCACGACCAGAAUUCCCAACUACCUUCGCCAAUGCACCUGCACCCGGACCCGAACAACGAUGCCCCAAGGAAGGAUUCCGAUGCCACUAGUGAUAGUGCUCUAUCCGUCACGAAUUUUGCCCGCGCUCUCGGCCUGGACGACCAUUAUACUCAAACAGAAAGCUCGAAUACAUCCGACGAUUCCUCCCCAUCCGACACCCGCAGCGGGAGCUCCAUGUCCAGUGUCCCCUCUGAGUCAAGUUCGCACCGACAUAAGCCAACUGAUCCGCUGAAUCUGGGGCCCUUGGUCGAGGAAUUGCCUCCGCGGACACGGCAAACCAUUUUGGAACUUCCAGGCCGCACGAAAGGCGCGUUAGACGAGGUGCCUCCCAUUCCGGCUGUGUUUUUCAGUCCCGACUCUCCUACGGACCCGGCCAUCGGACAAGGUAGCCUGGCGCUGGUUUCGGAUAGGCCAGCCAGAACCAAAACACCAGUUCAGGCACCUCCCUCGCCACUGAGACCGCCGCAGCGGUCAGCGACUACACCCAUUCCUCCAUCAACAUCACCGAUUGCUCGCCCACCAACUCGAUCAGCAACGCGGUCCAAAGGGAAGUGCAAAGGCUGCAAUGAGGAGAUCACGGGCAAGUCCAUCUCAUCCUCCGACGGCCGUCUCACCGGCCGCUAUCACCGCGGCUGCUUUGUCUGUUUCGAGUGUCAUUCGCCGUUCCAAACGGCUGACUUCUAUGUCCUGAACAACCGCCCGUACUGCGCUCAGCACUACCACGAGCGCAAUGGAUCCCUCUGUUCCACCUGCCAUACUGGCAUUGAGGGCCAGUACUUGGAGACCAUCGAGCUCAGCCAGGGCCGGUCUGAUCGCCGUCGAUUCCACCCGGAAUGUCUGCAGUGUCGAACCUGCCGGGUUAUGCUCAAUGGCGACUAUUUCGAGUGGAAUGGACAAGUUUAUUGUGAACGGGACGCGCAGCGGGCGGCCGCUGCUUAUUAUCCCCCACCACCCGGUCGUCGACGGCCCACCGCGGGCUCUUCUCCUUUGUCCCAAUCUCGUGAAUUCCCUCCCAGAUCUCCAGGCCCUCCAGGUCCCCCAGGUCCUCCAGCUGGGCUCCGACCGCCACCAUCACCAGCACCCGGCCAGGGCCUUCGCCCUGGUCCCAGAUUUCCAUCCGGAGGUGCCCGACGUUUCCCCGAGCGACGGACGACCAGGCUGAUGAUGAUCUAA